AUGGAAAGUAAAAAUAGAAUAGUGUUUCCAGACAAGCGUAGUGUGAAGCUGUUGAAGAGUCAGAGCAUUAAUGUGAACUGGUACCAGUACUGUCCAGAGACGGCCGUCAUCCUGCUGUCCACCACCGUGCAGGGAAACAUCCUGCAGCCCUUCGCCUUCAGGAACGGGAGCAUGUCCAAGAUGUCCAAGUUUGAGAUCGAGCUGCCGGUCGUCCCUAAACCCGCCAAACUCAGCCUGUCGGAGAGAGACAUCGCCAUGGCAACCAUAUACGGUCAGCUGCAUGUCAUGUAUCUGAAGCAUCACUCAAGAACAGCCAACAGCCCCAGUGCAGAGGUGGUGCUGUACCACUUACCAAGGGAGGGUGCGUGUAAGAAGAGUCACGUGCUGAAGCUGAACACCACGGGGAAGUUUGCUCUCAACAUCGUCGACAACCUGGUGGUGGUUCAUCACCAGAGCUCGCAGACGUCUCUGAUCUUUGACAUCAAGCUGAAGGAGCCGGACUGUGCCGUCACACACCAGCCUGUCUUACCGGCCCGCUCCAUACACCCCUACAGGAUACCGCUGUCAGGUCCAGCAGUGGUUCCCUCUCAGCCUCCGGUGCCGUGUCAGCUCUACUCUUCCUCCUGGAGCGUCUUCCAGCCCGACAUCAUCAUCAGUGCCAGUGAAGGUUACCUGUGGUACCUGCAGGUGAAGUUGCCUCCAGCUGUCAACCUGCUGCAGGACAAAGGCAAACUGAUGGACUUCCUGUUAAGGCGGAGAGACUGCAAGAUGGUCAUCCUGUCUGUCUGCUCACAGAUUCUGGAAGGCGGGGAGAAAGGAAGUCUUCCAGUUGUGGCGACCGUCUUUGACAAACUCAACCAGGUGUAUAAAGAAUACCUGGAGGCAGAGCAGACCUACACUGUGGCGAUGGAGUCCGGUCCGGGUCGAGGCAACGCGGCCCAGAAACGUCCGGUCAGAACUCAGGCGGUCAUCGACCAAUCAGACAUGUACACACACGUCCUGUCUUCCUUCACAGAGAGGAAGGGUGUCUCCCAUAAGUUCAUCAUUGCUGUACUGAUGGAGUACAUCCGCUCUCUGAACCAGUUCCAGAUCACUGUCCAGCAUUACCUGUAUGAGUUGGUGAUAAAGACGUUGGUUCAACACAACCUGUUCUACAUGCUGCAUCAGUUCCUGCAGUAUCACGUCCUCAGUGACUCCAAACCACUGGCCUGUUUGCUUCUGUCUCUGGAGAGCACGUACCCUCCUGCUCACCAGCUGUCUCUGGACAUGUUGAAGCGUCUGUCCACAGCCAAUGAUGAGAUAGUAGAGGUGUUGUUGUCCAAGCAGCAGGUUCUGGGCGCGCUCAGAUUCAUCCGGAGUGUCGGCGGACAUGACAACGUGUCGGCCAGGAAGUUUCUGGAUGCGGCGCGACAGACGGGAGACCAGAUGUUGUUUUACACGGUGUUCAGGUCCUUUCAGCAGAGGAACCAACGACUGAGAGGAAGCCCCGGAUUCAACCCUGGAGAGCACUGCGAGGAACACGUGGUUCACUUCAAGCAGCUGUUUGGGGAACAGGCGCUGAUGAAACCUUCCACUGUCUGAACCACUGAGACCAAAAACACUGUGGAAACUAAUCCUGGAUGCCGGCAGACCAUGGAGUAGUAGAGUCUCUCACAGGAUGGACAUGAGACGACCUGACGGGGUCACACACACCAACAUGUGGGACAAAUCAU
Molecule: messenger RNA, 1712 nt
Organism: Scomber japonicus (chub mackerel)
Lineage: Eukaryota; Metazoa; Chordata; Actinopteri; Scombriformes; Scombridae
Gene: rmc1
Product: regulator of MON1-CCZ1
Exons: 17
Coding region: 1-1581 (526 amino acids)
Biological process (GO): regulation of autophagy
Cellular component (GO): late endosome membrane; Mon1-Ccz1 complex; lysosomal membrane
Source: RefSeq, a predicted model, not a curated record